AUGAGUCCGCAGCCCCAGCCGACAUAUGUGCAAUACGCGCAGGCGCCGAUGCGAAACCCAGAUCUCGAGAAAGGCAACGGAGCUUUGCAGCAACCUUCAAAUGCUUCCCACACGCAGAUCAUGAACGCUUUGGAUCUUCAGAAGAAGCUCAUUGUGGCUUCGACUGCCAUCUUGACGAUUGUCAUCAUCAUCGUCGUUGCUGUUUCAGUCUCUGUGUCUAAGAACAACCUAGAGAGCGAUUACAGAAACGCUACGCAGGCAUCUGGAUCCGACUAUAAUUCUUGA
Molecule: messenger RNA, 285 nt
Organism: Mixia osmundae IAM 14324
Lineage: Eukaryota; Fungi; Basidiomycota; Mixiomycetes; Mixiales; Mixiaceae
Exons: 2
Coding region: 1-285 (94 amino acids)
Source: RefSeq, a predicted model, not a curated record